AUGGUGGGAUUCUUCAAAAAGCCUGCUGAUGUCCCAGGCUCAGCAGCCCCAGCCAUUAUCAUUGGCGCAUUUGUUGCCUUUGGUGGUGUGCUUUUUGGGUAUGAUACUGGCACAAUCGGAGGUAUCUUGGCCAUGAAAUACUGGCGUAACUUGUUCUCGACUGGCUACAUUAAUCCAAAAGAUGGUCUGAAAGAUGUGGACGCAAAUCAAACCUCCGAAAUCGUCUCAAUUCUCUCUGCUGGCACCUUCUUUGGUGCAUUAUUGAGUGCUCCAGUUGCCGAUAUGAUUGGCCGUCGUUGGGCUAUGAUUUUUCACACCGUGGUAUUCACUUUUGGUGUUAUUCUCCAAACCAUCGCCACCGCGAUCCCUCUUUUCGUUGCUGGCAGAUUCUUUGCUGGGCUGGGUGUCGGUCUCCUGAGUGCAAAUAUACCUCUAUAUCAAUCGGAGACUGCUCCAAAGUGGAUUCGAGGUGCUAUUGUUGGCUGCUACCAAUGGGCCAUUACAAUUGGCUUGCUAAUCGCGGCCAUCGUGCUAAACGCCACGAAGGAUCGAAAUGACACUGGAAGCUACCGUAUUCCGGUUGCUGUACAAUUCGCGUGGGCAAUCAUCCUUGUCGUGGGAAUGCUCAUCCUUCCUGAAACGCCCCGUUACCUCAUCAAAAAGGACCGUCAUGCGGAUGCAGCCAAGUCAUUGUCCCGUCUUCGACGACUCCCUAUCGACCAUCCUGCUCUGGUGGAAGAACUUGCGGAAAUUCAAGCGAACCAUCAAUAUGAAAUGGCACUAGGUACAGCAUCGUAUUUUACUCUCCUCAAGUCUCCAAUUCGGAAGAGACUCUUUACUGGAAUGGCGCUGCAAGCUCUUCAGCAAUUAACAGGUGUCAAUUUCAUCUUUUAUUAUGGAACAACUUACUUUAAAAGUGCAGGGAUCAACAACCCUUUUACGACGAGCGUCAUCACUUGUGUUGUCAAUAUUUGCAGUACCGUCCCUGGCUUGUUUCUCGUGGAGCGAUGGGGCCGACGUCCUCUUUUGAUGUUUGGUGCUAUCGGUAUGAGUAUUUCCCAACUCAUUGUUGCAAGUGUUGGCACGGCCCGACCGGGCGAGCCGGCUGCUAGUAACGCACUGAUCGCAUUUGUUUGUAUUUACAUCUUCUUCUUUGCAUGCAGCUGGGGACCAUGUGCUUGGGUUGUUACUGGCGAGAUCUUCCCGCUCAAGGCAAGAGCUAAGGGAUUGUCGAUCACCACGGCUUCCAACUGGUUGCUCAACUGGGCUAUCGCUUAUGCCACCCCAUAUAUGGUCAAUCCAGGCCCUGGCAAUGCCAAUCUUGGUUCCAAGGUCUUCUUCCUCUGGGGAGGAUUCUGUUGCGUAUGCGUCGCUUUUGUCUACUUCUACAUCUAUGAGACCAAAGGUCUCUCUCUUGAGCAAGUUGAUGAGCUGUAUGCCAAGGUAUCGCACGCUCGUAAUUCACCAGGUUUCGUACCUACCGUCAACUUCGUGGAUGUGAAGACGGAAGUCAGUUCUGGAGGGGCUCGAAGAGCUACCCUGGCCGAGCUGGAACAAUCUGCCGUCCGCCGCAAGAGCUCUGCUGGUGUUCAUCACGAAUACUCCGAGAAGUUGUGA
Exophiala aquamarina CBS 119918 is the source of this 1617-nucleotide messenger RNA. RefSeq lists its product as uncharacterized. The record is from RefSeq and is a predicted model, not a curated record. Bases 1 to 1617 code for a protein of 538 amino acids. Gene Ontology annotation, cellular component: membrane. Gene Ontology annotation, molecular function: carbohydrate:proton symporter activity. The transcript has 10 exons. Gene Ontology annotation, biological process: carbohydrate transport; transmembrane transport. NCBI's taxonomy places the organism in Eukaryota, Fungi, Ascomycota, Eurotiomycetes, Chaetothyriales, Herpotrichiellaceae.